Molecule: messenger RNA, 10775 nt
Organism: Orussus abietinus
Lineage: Eukaryota; Metazoa; Arthropoda; Insecta; Hymenoptera; Orussidae
Gene: AGO1
Product: protein argonaute-2
Exons: 15
Coding region: 1668-4559 (963 amino acids)
Molecular function (GO): protein binding; RNA binding
Source: RefSeq, a predicted model, not a curated record
CCCGCGCGCGGCGCGGUGGGGGCACUCGAGCCGUGAGCGCCGGACCGCCGAAUGCAUCGGUGAAUUUCGCGAAAAAUCCUGCUCGCGGUUGGAUUUGUCGCGCGGCGCGCUGUCGCGUCACUUGAUCGCGCGCGGCAGGAGGCAGCACCGCCGGACUCGGCGGACGCGACGCGACCUGGUGUCAUCGUGCGAGUGCGCGGCCGAGGCUCGCGGUUAAUAACAUCGCGAGGCCUAUUGUGUUGUGACAGCGAUGCUUCGGUGGCGGGCCGAGUGAGCGGCGUGCGCGCGUGUGGGUGCGCGCGCGUCCCCUGAACGUGCAGGGACCAGUCGCGCGCGCGAGUGCGCGCGCGCCCCCCCGGCCGGGAGGAGAGGCUCCGCGAAAUGGCAACCUUGACACUUGCUGAUCUUUUUUGACGGCCUCGCCGCGCUCGAGAGCGGCUACGCAAGUGCAAGGUUAUCGACCCGAAUAGUAUUAAUAUCGGACAAAGAGGAACACGAUGUGGUGGUCCUUCCCUCGAGGUGUUGUCUCCCCUCGGAAGUGGCCGCGUGCCCGGGGUACAGGAAAUGUUUUGACGCUGCCCCAGUACCCGAGGACCCCUCGAGUUUGAAGACGCAAUUCGAGGUGUUAUGAAUCGAGGUGCGAUGCUCGCCUUCCCCUGGCGCUCUUUGUGCCAAUUCUUCCUUUAACACCGAGAACUUUCGCCGAGCGAUAUUCCAUUACACGACGUGAUCUCGAGGAGUCGGGACAAGGGGCGCAUGCUUCGUCCCUCGGCAUCCGGAGAGCUUUAAAGCUGGCUCGGAGCAACAGAUACGCCACGAGGAAAUAUAUAUCGACCGAGAUGCCAUCCCCUUCGACGAUUUAACGGAACAAAGUCUACUUGCCACCGCAUCCGGUGCUUACGUUUGGGCAGUCUUCGCGCCUACACUCGGCCGAGCGGAAAUCAAUAUUUCCUUUGGAGUGAAAAAAAAAAAAGAAAAAAGCGCACCUUCGCAAACAUCGGCUCAUAACCAAUAGCCGCGGACGCAAUAUCGGCCGGAUCGACCGGGACCGGCGAAGUUCUAGGCUUUCGCUCCCUGCUUUCAUCGGGAGCCCCUCCGAUCCGCCCUUGGCGAGGACGCCCUCGGUCCUUUAUUUCAGAACUAAUUAUAACGGCCCGAAGAGUCGGUGCAAAUACACGGGAACCUUUCCCGGCAGUCGUGCUAAGCCCUGCGAGCGGGACACUCGGCAUAGUCUCGCGCCAAGUGCAACGUGGACGAGGUCGGACCGACCGGGCGUCUUUGCGGGAACGAUCGAGCCGGAAGGAUAGCGGAGAAAGUUUCGCCGUUUACCCGGGCAAGGCAAAAGGUAAAGAUAUGCGAGUUACAAUUCUUCACGUGUAUGGGUUUGUAAAUGCGUAGCGACUCUUCAGGUGAUUUCGUUCGAUGGGACAUUUAAGGAUAUAUAUCGGAUGGGAACAGGUGUCGGUAGCUGCGCGUUGCUCCGGAGGAAACGUCCGUUCCUCUUCCCCGGGCUCGAAGACCGCCAUGAAAGUACCAGAUGCGGAGGAAGUAUUCUUUGUCCCGUUAAAUCCGGAGAAGAGGGUGGCAUCCUGGUCGAUAUAUUUCCUCGUGGCAUAUCUGUUGCUCCGGGACGGCUUUAAAGCGCGCUCGAUGUAAAGGAACGGAGCAUGCGCCCUUUGUCCCGCGGUUCGAGUUUAGCCCAGAAGCGCCGAAACGGUAUUAAGGAGAUCGAAACGAAGGUUGUCGCUCGUAGAAAGCGGUUACGAGUAAUUAUGGCGCAACUGGAAUCACAAAUACCAAUGUCUGUGCCAGACUUGAGCACGCUGCGCAUCACCACCGCAGUGUCAAUGCUCGGCAAGGCUUAUGGAUGUGGACAAUGUACUGCUCCUCCACCUGGACCUACAACGAGUACCGCCGUUGGGGCAGCAGGAGCUACUGGGAGCAGUGUCGUGACUCCCAGCUCCUUGGGACUCGUGCCGGCUCAACAAACACACACUCCCCCUCAGCCUCCGGAAUUACCGAUGUUUGCAUGUCCUCGGAGGCCAAACAUCGGACGCGAGGGUCGACCCAUAGGUUUGAGAGCAAACCAUUUCCAAAUUACUAUGCCCCGUGGCUAUGUACACCAUUAUGACAUCAACAUCCAACCGGAUAAAUGCCCUCGGAAAGUGAAUCGAGAAAUCAUCGAAACCAUGGUUCAUGCAUAUAGCAAAAUUUUUGGAACUCUUAAGCCUGUGUUUGAUGGUAGAAACAAUUUGUACACAAGGGACCCCUUGCCGAUCGGCAAUGAUAGAUUAGAAUUAGAGGUAAUAUUACCUGGUGAAGGUAAAGACAGAGUAUUCCGUGUAGUAAUCAAGUGGGUGGCACAAGUUUCGUUAUUCGCCUUGGAAGAGGCCCUUGAAGGACGUACAAGACAAAUCCCUUACGACGCAAUUCUUGCUUUGGAUGUUGUAAUGAGGCACUUACCAUCUAUGACGUACACACCUGUAGGCAGAUCGUUCUUUAGCACACCAGAUGGUUAUUAUCAUCCGUUGGGUGGUGGUCGUGAAGUGUGGUUUGGUUUCCAUCAAUCGGUGAGACCAUCUCAGUGGAAGAUGAUGUUGAAUAUCGAUGUAUCCGCUACCGCAUUUUACAAAGCACAGCCAGCUAUAGAAUUCAUGUGCGAAGUAUUAGACAUUCGAGACAUUAGUGAUCAAAGAAAACCCCUCACUGAUUCUCAAAGAGUCAAAUUCACCAAAGAAAUUAAGGGACUUAAAAUCGAGAUAACUCAUUGCGGUACGAUGAGGCGGAAAUACAGGGUUUGCAAUGUCACCCGUAAACCAUCUCAAAUGCAGUCAUUUCCCCUGCAACUAGAAAAUGGACAAACAGUGGAGUGCACAGUAGCCAAAUAUUUCUUAGAUAAAUACAAAAUGAAAUUGCGUUAUCCUCAUCUUCCGUGCCUGCAAGUUGGUCAAGAGCAUAAACAUACUUACUUGCCACUCGAGGUUUGCAAUAUUGUCGCGGGACAGCGAUGUAUAAAAAAGUUGACCGACAUGCAGACUUCAACGAUGAUUAAAGCUACAGCACGCUCCGCGCCUGACCGUGAACGCGAAAUCAACAAUCUGGUCAGACGAGCCGAUUUUAAUAAUGAUUCGUACGUGCAAGAGUUCGGACUCACAAUUUCAAACACCAUGAUGGAAGUCAGGGGUAGAAUACUGCCUCCGCCCAAGCUGCAGUACGGAGGGCGCGUAAGUUCCCUCAGUGGACAGACAAAGCAACAAGCAAUGCCCAAUCAAGGAGUUUGGGAUAUGCGUGGUAAACAGUUCUUCACCGGCGUGGAAAUAAGGGUCUGGGCGAUAGCAUGCUUCGCUCCUCAGAGAACAGUUCGCGAAGACGCGUUGCGAAUGUUCACAACGCAAUUACAAAAAAUUAGUAACGAUGCCGGUAUGCCGAUCAUCGGCCAGCCGUGUUUCUGUAAAUAUGCCACUGGACCUGAUCAAGUUGAGCCGAUGUUCCGGUAUCUUAAGUCAACCUUCCCGGCUCUACAGCUGGUAUGCGUCGUAUUACCUGGGAAAACACCAGUCUAUGCCGAAGUGAAGAGGGUCGGUGAUACUUUGUUGGGCAUGGCAACGCAGUGUGUUCAAGCGAAGAAUGUGAACAAGACGUCGCCGCAAACUUUAUCGAAUCUGUGCCUAAAAAUUAACGUAAAGUUGGGCGGAAUCAAUAGCAUUCUGGUGCCGAGCAUUAGGCCCAAGGUCUUCAGCGAGCCUGUCAUAUUCCUGGGCGCCGACGUGACGCAUCCUCCUGCUGGUGACAAUAAGAAACCCAGCAUCGCUGCUGUGGUUGGCAGCAUGGAUGCCCAUCCGUCUCGCUAUGCAGCUACCGUUAGAGUACAACAGCACAGACAAGAGGUCAUUCAGGAGCUCAGUUCGAUGGUUAGGGAACUACUGGUGAUGUUUUAUAAGAGCACGGGAGGCUACAAGCCGCACAGGAUAAUUCUCUACCGCGACGGCGUCUCCGAGGGACAGUUUCUUCACGUUCUUCAGCACGAGCUUACGGCCAUUCGCGAGGCUUGUAUCAAGUUGGAGGCUGACUACAAGCCCGGAAUAACGUUCAUCGUGGUGCAGAAGAGGCACCACACUCGCUUGUUCUGCGCGGAAAAGAAGGAGCAGAGUGGGAAGAGCGGGAAUAUCCCGGCUGGGACGACGGUCGAUGUCUGCAUCACGCAUCCGACCGAGUUCGACUUUUACCUCUGCAGUCACCAGGGCAUUCAGGGAACGUCCAGACCGUCUCAUUAUCACGUACUGUGGGACGAUAAUCACUUUGAGAGCGACGAAUUGCAAUGCCUGACCUACCAGUUGUGUCAUACUUACGUAAGGUGCACCAGAUCUGUGAGCAUACCGGCACCGGCAUAUUACGCCCAUCUGGUCGCUUUCCGUGCCAGAUACCACCUGGUGGAAAAGGAACACGACAGUGGCGAAGGAUCUCAUCAAUCCGGAUGCAGCGAAGACAGGACGCCAGGCGCCAUGGCACGAGCCAUCACCGUUCACGCAGACACAAAACGAGUUAUGUACUUCGCGUAAUUCCUCGUGCCAAGGAGUUUGGUAGACUCUUGACUCUCCUGCGGUAUGAUCGAAUCAUGAAGCAGAAGGGGGGAUUUAGGCCACAGGAAGUGACAUCGGAGGGAUCUCCUUGGGUGGCCAAUUUUUUUUUUUUGUUUUCUCUCUUGGUUACUUUUAUAAUCAAUGUCAAUUAGCUCUCAAUACCUGACACGAGUGCCAAGUCCUAGGUCGGACUCCGCAUUUUGUUAGGCAAAAAGCACGUUCGACGCUUGGCACGCCUCGCCGAGCACUCGACGGGCUUUCGGAAAUCCGUAGAGCUUAGGUUUCAACAAAAGGUGCUUUUAGUUAAUCAUGUUCUUUAGAUUAGAUUAGGGCGCCUCGCGGCUCGACCGUCAAAACUGAACGAUUUUACACACCGGGGGUUCAGCUGCGGACGUGAAUUACGCUUAUUUUUCCCUUUUUUUUUUUUUUUUUUCCUUUUCCGAGGCUGGGUCCAUGCCUCAAGAGCAUUUUUAACCUUAGGAUGUUAAUUAAAAAACAUUGCCACCGUGAAAUCACCGCCACACCGAGAUAGAUCGACGCUUCCGGAGAUCGGCACGAGGUUUAGGGAGGAAAAAAAAAAAUUGGCCACCGCAAGUUAGGCGCCGUCGUCCCCUGGACGGAGGCAUUGACGGACAUUUUUUCUUUUCUCCGUUCGGUCGGACAUAAGAACUGUCCGUACUUGGUAGAGAUGUCGAGAACUCUUCGAGCCGAUGGCCAAAGUAAAGGGACUCUACGUGUCGGCCGUUAACGGCGCAUGCCUCACCCUGGGCAAAAUCCAAGGAAGUGGUUUGCUCUAAACGAGGGCACGCGGAUUCGGCGCAACUUGCGAAGACUUCUCGCGGGAUUUGACGUUUCAACGAUCGGCGAUCGCGGAGUCGCGAGAUACCCGAAUUCUGCUCCCUGCGAGCACUAUUGUGAUUUUGGCCACCCGAAUCUCGUCGGCCGGUUUCGGAGGAAGCUCGAGACGGUGGCCACGUUGCGAAGAUCCCGUUGAUAUGGCCCCAUCAAAUUGGCCGAUCUUCCGUUAAUAUCGCGUACCGUGCAAGGGUAACGCGCUCGAGGUAAUUUGUACAUUUUCGUUCGGUCGAUUCUUAUAUUCAAUGGUAAAUACGUCCGUAUCCCGGAUACGGAGUCUGAAAUACAUCUACGCUUACUCCAAAAAAAAAAAAGAAGAAGAAACUAGGGAAGAGGAAGAAUUAAUAACACUGCCUAAACCAGAGUGACGCGCGGCCCGCUCGACGUUCUCGCUACGUCGGAGCGUUAUCAGGGCCCGAACCAGGGUGAUAAGAUCCCCAGCAGAUCGGCCGGGCGUCAUUCUCGUUCGGACAAAAUGUGACACGUUAACGUUAAGAUUUUACGCCGUGUUCGAUUCAGGCCGGACGGUAAUGCCCCAUCAAUGCAACAAAGAAAAAAAAAAAAAGAAGAAGAAAAAGAUGAAGAAGAAUAAUGCAAAUUAAUUAGCUCUAGGACACGCGGAUGAUCCAAUAACGGGCGAGCUACGGCAGGAGGAUAUAAUAUGUGAAUAAGAUAGGAUUAUUAGGAUAUAAGGCGAUUCCGAUCAUUCAGUAGGCACGUAACGCGAACGCUCUUUAAGGUCCUCUAUAUUUUUACCGGCGGCAGCCUCGUCCGUUCGUGGGCAGACCUGCGCGAGAGAUGAAUACUAUUUCAAUAAUGUACAUUUUUUCGGAACAAUAAUCGACACAAUAAUCGCAAUUAAGGGCGCGGCUGUAAGCGAGGGGCAACUGGGUGGCGAGGAAAGAGUCGUACCAUUUAACCCGCUCACUGCCAGGGAAAUUUAGAGGCAGUCUUGGUACAUACGCUUACUGCGAGGUACAUAUCUCGUGGUUGGCAGUGAACGGGUUAAUCGUCUUCUAACCGGUCGUCUCGCAGACGAGAGAGAACGCUCGUUUUUACGCUUUUUCGGAGUCCUCGACGUAGCGUGUCUGGCAGCUGGGUUGAAAGUCGUCGAUCCUUGGAGGCCGCGUUGCGCUUUACUUAAGAACAAAUGAAAGUAUAUACCCGAUCUCGUGGUAGAUGAUCGUAAAGGGUCCGUGCAACAGCUUCCGAGUCAGUAUUAACGAAGAACAAGGACUGCCAUCCCUUUGCGCGAUCUGCUUUUAUCAUUAUUCCGAGCUAGGUCAAAAUGCGCGGAACGCUCUCUCGCGUUUCGCCUUAUCGAGUCCCACGUUUUAACUCUAAGUCUGACAAAAGAGAGAGAGAGAGAAAGGGAGAGUGGAGGAAUGUCGAUAGGAAUAAAAAUGUAAAAGGACCGAUUUUUAAGCAUUAGUUUUGCCUUUAACGGGGAGUGCCAGUCGCGCCAAGGGGUGUCACUUGACAUUUGUCACCAGCUGAUCGAGGGUAUAUAUAUAUGUAUAUGUAUCCGGGGUAUAUCGAGGAUUCCGACGUUAGGCUGUAUGGGACGGCGUACUGUUAAUAUUAUCACGGAAAGUAUAAAAAUGGACCUUGACUUAUCAAUAAUAUUUAUUCUAGUUGUAAAUCUAAGGAGUAAAUAGGCGCGGCCGGUGGGUAGCCCAUUAGAUGUAAAGCCACCUAGUGUCCGACUUUAACCGGAGAUUUAGGUAAUCGUUUAAUCUUAAGGCUCCUUCUUUUUCGUAAGGACAGACCCGCGGUCCGCGGCCAUCCCUUCGGGUCGCUUUGCAAUCGAAUUCGUACCAAAAAGGUGGGAAAAAAAAAAAUAAAUAUCCGGGGGGUAACCCUUUACCCCCCAGGGCGCCCGGGGACGCGGAUUUAGGUGGGAUUUCGGAACGGCAGCAACACGCACUGGGGUAAUCACGUUCGAUGGGAGGACAAUUGCCGGGUUAAUGGAAAGAAAAGCUAGGGAAAAAUGAAAAACAAGAAAGAUGAUCGUAAUUUAUUAAUCGAAUCGCGUUGUUAAUGGGGUAAUGGAACCAAAAUGUCUGACCUUGAGAAGAGUGUAAUUAUUAGCGUAUUACGAAUCAUUAAUGUUGAACCGUAAUAAGGCCAAGCAGAUUUAUUAGGUUUUAAGUCGAUUCUUUAAGCACACGAAGCAGCUGCGAUAUUAUCGGUCCGCUAAUGGAGGACGAAGAUUACCGAGGCUCUUCCACGGUUUUUACAAAUUCGUGAAAUAACUCCGGCGAGGGCCAACCCGAUCGCCUAUUCGUUGGCGUAAAACGAGAGGGGAAAAAAAAUAGAUAUGACAAAUUAAGAGUCGACGGGCAAUUUUUUUCUUGUUUCGGAAAAAUGCCUCGGGUCGAGCCCUCGCAGCAGCUUUAUGGAUUUACGAAAGAUCUCACCGUGGUAGAGUUUUUUCUUUUUCUUUUUUUUUUCUUUUUACCCUCCGGGACACGUUUCGUGUCCCUUGACGGCCGAUAAGAGGAGUAGAAUCCAUUUGUAAAUAACUAUCAAUGUUUUAACCGUAGAUCGUUUCCCGGUUGGAAAUUGUCAUUCGGUGGAUGAAGGUACACGCUUAACGAGAGAAAAGAAAAAUGAAAGAUAUGUAAGGGGAGGAAGAGGGUAGACGAAUUUUGAAAAUUUUUUACUCUAAAGAGACCUUGCGAAGAGAUUUAAUUGUACUUUAGCGCCCGCCCGUCUCUUUUUUUUCUCUCUCCUUAUUGUUUACGUAGCAACGGGCGGGUCGUUUUCUUUCUCUUUUUUUUUUUUUCGUCUACGGAUAUUUUUUUUUUGUCUCCUUUCGUUUCCUCUUUCCGAUCAUUUCUCUGAGAUCGCGGUAUUUAAUUUUACCCUCCGGCGAAUCACCGUAGUGGCGAGAUGAGGAAAAAAUAUUACAAACGAAAACGGGUUCAAGAUAUAAACUUUCUUUAGAAUAUAUACAGUGAGAGUAAGAUCGAAAUCUAAGCGGACGAAUAGAGAGGGAGAAAGGGAUGGAAUACGUGCACCAUGCAUCCUGGUAUUUUAAGGCAAAUUAUUUAUAUUUAUAUAUAACUAUAUAUAUAUAUUCGAUCAAGUCCUUGGGCGUAAACGGCACGUGCGUAUGACGGUAUCGCAUGCGUGCAUACGCAUGCGUCGAGACAGGUAUAGUUUCUAAAUAUCUCUUAACGAUAAAUUAUGAUAAUUAAUAUUUUCAAGAGCUUUACAAUUCUCGCUCCGUUACCGGUCGCUCGCUUUAUCUCGAUUUUUUACUUCCACGUGUUGCCCGUUUCUCUCUCUUGUUUCCAUGCCGCGCGUCACAUAGAUCGUAGGUUUUUCCGAAUAUAUAUAUAUAUAUAUUUACGUACACGCAGGUACACGCAUAUUAAUAUACACGCGUACUCGGAUCUGUUUAUUAGUUUAAUCGUGCAGCGCUUCCGCGGAUCCGCCCAACUUUUUACUCUCGCUAAUAGUUUAGCGACGUCGCCGAAGCCAGAUCUAUUUUAGGUCGUUUAACGAGUACAAUAGUUCUUUUGUCCCCCUUUCGGUGCCCGUAGCGAGGUGUAGAGGACCUCCGAAAGGAUUUCGCUUAUCCAGGAAUGAAAAUUCACGAUGUACCUAAAGGGGAAUUUCUGUAGUGUCGUUGUCGGACACUGCGCGAACAAUUGCGGAACAAUGAUUAGCUGGCCGAUAAGCGUCGGUGCACAUUAUCUAUCGAGUAUCUGGCGUCUCUUAUGUAUCAUUAUAUUUGGCCAACUUGCACGGAUUCGAUGUGCGCUUAUCAAUUGGACGACUUAUUUACCUGGUUGACCCGCAGAGUGAAUGUACCGUUCAUUAAUUAGAUGUUAACUAGAGGUUCGUUUAAGUUACGAGUAUUCUUAGUAGUACGCUUAGGGAUAUUCCAGGAGACGAUUAAACAUCCGGAUGUAUGCUCGCUUAUGUUCAUAGUGGACGUUACUAACAUCUGCAGGAUAUUGCUUGGACGGCGAUCGAGGAGGGAAGUUUUUUUAUGGGAGGUUCUCCUCCUCUUUCCCAUCCAUUGGAAGGCACUGCGGAUGUGUUUCGUGCUAUACAAGUAGCAAGAUUAAUUUCACACGGCGUUGUAUGUUGUGGCCAGGCUAUGAUCGUGAUCUCUGAUAGGACACCCGAAUUCGAUAUGUGGAAACUACGUUUUUCAAGGUCCGAGGGAAAUGGUCUCCUCUCUUCGUGGGGGGUCUUCGUCUUUGGGGCGAUGCCCCAAAGACGGGGUGGAGGCUUGCUUCGAAAUCCGCGAGGGAUAUCAUCGGGAUUAAAAGACAGUUUUUACCAAAUAAUUAAUGUUGUUGAUAAGAUGUAUAAGGGAUGAGAAUUUGGAAUGUGAAAUUAUAUUUCCUUGUAAUUCUAUGCCACGUUUAAAGAUUUGCUCAUUUUUAGCUUAGAUAAGUGUAGAUAAUGCAUUCAACAAUAGCUCAGACUCGAUAUCCGCAUGUGCCUCUAGUAUAGUCGCCAUUUUAAUUACGAGAUGUGGAAAAUAUCCAAUUUCCUUAUAUAUUCGGAUUUUCAAUGUACGCUUGUACCGAUUUCUUGCACGUUAUCCUCGAAGUAAGGGAUCGUUGCCGAGGGCGAUUAAAUGAUUUAAUUGCGCAUUAAAUCCACUCUAUUGCGAGGUUUGUCAUUUGUUUAUCGUCCUGGGUGGGAGCGAUGGUCUCAAGGGAUUUUUUAUUUGAUCUGGCAAUUCGUGCGGGGUUUAUCGAUAUAUAUAUGAUGAAAUUGUAACGAGAGUAACAUUGUGGCAAAAUUCAGCUGGGAAUGUAUUAACAAACUGCUUCCGAUCGUUCUUAUUAUUGUUUCACAUUUGGGAGGCUCAUUAUCGAAACGCAUCUUGAAUUGUCGCGAUGUCUUUCGGAGGCAUCGGACGUUGUUAACCCCGAGAUCUUUUGUCGAAUUAUUAAUUGCAAUUUCCCCGGUGUCGGGUAAUUGAUUUUGUUAUCGCCUUUUGUUUAUUAUCCAAUGUCCUAUGUGAUCGCAUCCACAGCCAGAAACUGUUCGAGUUUCCCGCUGAGUGGACGAGCAUUCCUCGUCUCAGCCGAGAACUUUCGUUUCUAGGAGUAUCUAAGAAGAGUUACUACCACCUAUUAAUUAGGUAUAGGAAGUUAACGCGAUUAACGUUAAGAGGAUAGAUUUAAAAAUCGUCAGCUUUAAGGUGUUAACGCCGCUGAGGAGGGAAAAUCCGAGUAGUUACUUAAGUGUGAAUUUCGGAGCGCCGAUCGAUGUUUAACUCUUAUCACUGUAGUUACGAGGUUCUUAACGACUAAGUUAAAUUAGGCGAGGAAAAAGUACAUAGAAAUAUAUGAUUGUUCCACUUUA